CAGCCCCAGCUUCUGCCUCUGGGAAGAUUUCUCUGUCUGGGUUUCUCAAGCUCAGCACCAUGGACAUUUGGGGCACAUGAGUCUUUGCUGAGGGGCUGCCCAGUGCACUGUGGGGUGUUCAGCAGCAUCCUUGGCCUCUGCCCACUAGAUGCCAGUAGCGCGAUAGCCAGAAGUGUCUCCAGACAUUGUCAAAUGUGCCCUUGGGGGGAAAAACACCCCCAAGAGGGCACUGCUUUGUUUUGGGGCCACCCUGAGAGUUUGUCACUGGGAGGAGCCCUUGGUGCAGGGUUGGGCAGUGCAGGGCUGCCUGUUGGUGCCUGGGAUCACCUCGGGAGAGACAUAGUCCUCAGGACCUGAAGGCUUGAUCCAGGAGAGCGCAAGCAGUUGUGUGUGGCCCGCCUUUCAUUGUGAUUUUGAAGUCAGUUUCUCGAACCUCUAAAGUCAGCCAAACCACAAGACCAGGCUUGGGCUUCUGCAGAGGGCCUUUUGUUCUGAGCACCACACUGAGGCCUCUCCCACCUCCUGCUGCUCAGUUUAACGCUCUUUGCUGGGGUGUAGGUGGGAAACAUCAGUGGUAGUCUGCUGCUCUCCUCCACCCUGGGGUGGUGUCCCUGCCCCCAGCGCACCCACAUGGACGUCUCUGUCACAUCUGCACAGUCUAAAUUCUUGAGGGGUGCAGUGGAAAAUUUAACUGCUUCAGUUCAGCUGACGCAGGUGAUUGUCUAUAGGCAGAAAAGUUUCCCUCGGCAUGCUGACAUGCUUGCCUCGGCAGUCCCUGUCCUCUACUGUGCCACCUCGUGACUAACCACCCCUGUCUCUCAUGAAGACUUCGAUACCAGCCAGCAUUCUCAUAACCCAGUAUUUUGCCACCACCUCCCUAAACCUUCUAAGUGGCCACACAGUCCAUUCCUGCGAGCCAGUGGGACCGAACUUAACCAACUGCUUCACUGCCUAACAACAAGGGCCAUCAGCACUCAGCCUGGACGUGGAGGCCCCCAGCCCAGCCAGCACCAUAGUCCCCCGGUGGGAUACUGCUUACAGCUCUUGGUACUAACUUUUGUCCAACUAUGAAAAUUGCUUUUCUAGCACAGGCCUCCAGGGGCAGCCAGGCCACCGAGUCUGCUGCCUCAGCUGUCGAGCAAUCAGCUUGGAGCACAGGAUUGACACCAAAGCAGGAAGCUCCAGAAGGAGAGUGCCAUGGAGAGGCUGCACCAGGACCAGUACGGGGGCCUCCCAGUGCACUGGGGUCUCUUGACCUUGGUGCAAACAAAGAAGCCGGAGAGAGGCCCGGAGAUGCCCCUUGGUGCCUGGUCACUCGAGAGAAAACUGGAGGGCAGAAUGGCCCCGAGAACGGUGUGCCUGAGUCAGACGUCACUCCGAACACAGGCUCUGUGGCAGAUGGAAGAGGCCCCUGGAAGGGGCGACCCUAUCAGUGCAACACCUGUGACCGGAGCUUCAAGUGCUAUUCGGAUGUGGUCAAACAUCAGAGCAUCCACUCUGGGGAGAAGCCGUUCGAGUGCAGUGACUGUGGCAAAGCCUUCAUCCACAGCUCGCAUGUCGUCAGACACCAGAGGAUCCACAAUGGGGAGAAGCCUUACGUUUGUAAGGAGUGUGGGAAAGCCUUCAGCCAGAGCUUCAACCUUAUUAGACAUCAGAGAAUUCACACAGGAGAAAAACCCUAUGAAUGUACUGAAUGUGGCAAGUCCUUCAGCCAGAGGUCAGAUGCCAUCAAGCAUCAGAGAAUUCACACCGGGGAGAGACUGUAUGAAUGUAGCGAAUGUGGGAAAACCUUUAUCCACAGUUCCAAUGUUGUUCGGCACCAGAGAAUCCACCAUGGAGAGAAUCCCUACGAGUGUAAGGAGUGUGGGAAAGCCUUCAGCCAGAGCUCCAACCUCAUCCAGCACCAGAGGGUGCACACCGGGGAGAGGCCCUACGAGUGCAGUGACUGCGGACGCGCCUUCAGCCGCAGCUCCUUCCUCAGUGAGCACCGCAGGAUCCACACUGGGGAGAGGCCCUAUGAGUGCAGUGACUGCGGCCGCGCCUUUCGGGCCCUGUCAGGCUUCUUCCGGCAUCAGAGGAUCCACACGGGCGAGAAGCCGUUCCGCUGCAUGGAGUGUGGCAAGGCGUUCCGCCUGAGCUUUCAUCUGAUCCAGCACAGGCGGGUGCACGGCACAGAGUGAGCCCGUGCUGGGGUGAAUGCGGGCAGAAGGCAGUGUGAGCAGAUUGAGGGGUGGGCGCAGAGGCAGAGGUCUGUAUUCGUGCCGUGUGUGGUAUAGAAAAUAAUAAAACCGUCUAGGUGGUUUAAAUUCUUGCCUCUGUGAAAGCCUUGAGUCAGUCUGCCCUUGCUCAGGAGCAGUCAGAAGAGAAAGGAGUCUCAGGAGAGACAAGUGUUACGGGUGGGAAGAGCAGAGCAGGUUUUCCCAAAGGAAAGGAGGAGAUUUGAGGUCCAGUCCUGGGCCUGGGUGCCUGCUGCUUACAUGUCACCUCAGGCAGCAUCUCGCACCCCCGUCACCUGCAGAGCCUUGCCUGAACCACCCUCACCUUCCACAUGCAGUCAGCUGCAGUGAAACUUGUUUCCACGGCACUUGGUGGUGGUUUUCCCUAGGUAUCAUUUACAUAUGGUGAAGUGCAAGAUCUGAAAUGUUCAGUCAUGAGUUGUGACAAACAACCUGUUUUGACCUUUAGAACCACCGUGCUAGCCAGACACAGACUAUUUCCAUCACCGUAGAGAGUCCUGUCACUCUCCCAUCCCCAGAGGCAACCACUGCUGUUCAUAUUUGUAAUUGAGUAGCUUUCUCAGCCUGCUUACUGCCUGGAGAAAUACAGGAACCCAAAGGCCUCUUUUCAUUUUGAACUCAGUCCCUUUUCAUUCAAACUGAUACAACUCCCUUAAAAGUCUUGUGGAUUUUCU
Molecule: messenger RNA, 2911 nt
Organism: Lemur catta (Ring-tailed lemur)
Lineage: Eukaryota; Metazoa; Chordata; Mammalia; Primates; Lemuridae
Gene: ZNF696
Product: zinc finger protein 696
Exons: 2
Coding region: 1068-2180 (370 amino acids)
Biological process (GO): regulation of immune system process; regulation of cytokine production; negative regulation of transcription by RNA polymerase II
Source: RefSeq, a predicted model, not a curated record